Messenger RNA from Ictalurus furcatus (blue catfish), 3583 nucleotides. Its product is annotated as major histocompatibility complex class I-related gene protein. The transcript has 9 exons. The coding region runs from base 200 to 985 and encodes 261 amino acids. Lineage: Eukaryota; Metazoa; Chordata; Actinopteri; Siluriformes; Ictaluridae. Gene Ontology annotation, cellular component: external side of plasma membrane. The record is from RefSeq and is a predicted model, not a curated record. Gene Ontology annotation, biological process: immune response.
ACAGAAGUCUAGGGGCGUGUCCCAACUCGUUUCCGAUGGCGCUGAUAGACACUGAAAUGUCCACCGUAACGGUCUGAUAGCUGUGUACACAUCUGAAGAAAAGUCAGACAGGAGAUCGGACGCUGUUCUGAUUUGGUGUUCCAUGUUUCCGGUUCUUGUUCUGUCCUGUUGAUGUUUUGAUGAAAACCUAACUGCGGAAAUGGAGGUCAGUCGUGUCUCGAUGAAAGUCCUGCUGUUCCUCGGGAUUAUUUUUCCUCAGACGUCAGCAGACACACACACUCUGCAGUUCCUCUACACUGCACUCACACCAGGAGAGAAUUUCACUGCUGUCGGUUUGUUGGAUGGAGAGCAGAUUGUGUAUUAUGACGUCAACAUCAGGAAGAUGAUCCCAACUAGUGAGUGGAUCGAUGCUGCUGAUGAUCCAUAUGUCUGGAAAACCCAGACACAGCUUAUGCAGAGUGAUCAGGAGAAUCUCAAACAGCUUUUACUUGAAGUCAUGAAAGACUUUAAUCACACUGAAGGAGUUCAUACUCUACAGAGGAUAUAUGGCUGUGAGCUUGAUGAUGACGGCACCACUAGAGGAUACGAUGAGUACCGUUAUGAUGGAGAAGAUUUCCUCAGUCUGGAUCUGAGAACUGGAAUCUGGAUUGCAGCUAAAGAUAAAGCUGAGAUCACCAAAGAGAAGUGGGAGUCUACAGGACACCACGCUAAAUACGGGAAGCGCUACCUGGAGGAGGAGUGUAUCAAGCAGUUAAAGACGUUUUUGGCUCCACAGAAAGAAAUAAUUAUAUGUACAUUUGGGCCUGCACCGAGAGUGGUGGAGUGGAUUUGGGUCAUCAUGGUUACAGUUGGUCUCCUCACCGUCUUCAUUAUCUGUGUUGCUGGAGUUCCCAUUUGGAUGAAAAGGAAGAAUGACUCCAAAUCUGUUCUAACCCCAGGCAGCCCCAGUUCCUCCUCUAAAUUACUUUUACCACCAGCAUUUUAAACUCCAGAUGUGUUCAUGAGGAAAUGAAAGAGAGAGAGGAGGAAAGAGAGAGGUGGAAGGAACAUAGAGAUUAUAUAGUGUAGAGAGGAGGACGACGUGUCCGAUAUGAAGACACAAAGAUAUUUGUGUCAAAGAUGUGUCAGAUAUUUGCUUUUCUGAAGGAAAGCAGUGUGUGUAAAGUGUAUAAUAAUUUUGAUCAAUAGAAUUGAAUUAGUUAUUCACACCAAAGAUCUGGUAAACAUUACUACCAACAAAUAUUAAUGAGACUAUCAUCAAUCACCAAUGCUAACAAAAAAAAGAAAUAGCAAAAACAUUCUUUUGUUCUUUUCAAUGAUGCAUUUUACUCGCUUUGGGCUGUUGUCAAGUCCAAGUCCUCGAGUCAAGGCCAAGUCAAGUUCGAAUCCAAAUGAAAACAAGAUUAAGUCAUGAUCAAGACCAAAAUCCAACCAUUUGUUUUUGAGGCCAAGCUUUUACUUCAACUAGUUGGCUUCAUUCAUGCAUUGCACCAAUCAUUAGGUCUGUUUUUUACAAGAAGGAAUUACUACUUCUAAAAAAAGAAGGCAACACAUAAAUUAUUUCUUGCAAAGUCUCAGUAGAGAUCAAGAGCAUAAUUAGCGAGACCAGAGCCGAAACAAGUCCAGGUCAGUACAGUUAACAUUUUAAGAGACUCGAGUCCUACAGCCUUAUUUUACAUUGUUUUUAUAUUAUAUUAAUAAUUGUACUUUUAUUGUAUUUAUAUAUAUUCUGAGUUUGAUGGUUAUCAGUGUGCAUCAGAAUUGGAUUCACUGUGCAUGUAAAGGAUGUGAAAUAUACUGUAGUGUUUUUAGGAGGUUCAGCUAUUAAUCUGAAACUUAAACUGCAGUACUGAUUUUUCCAUCGGAUCUGAUGCAGGUCAGUAGAUGUUAUUUGGUAUUUCUCUUCUGAAGUGUUAUCCUAUUUUUCAUUAUCGAUAUUGUAUUGAAUAUUUUACCAAAUAUUACAAAGUGCUUCCAGAGUUUAUAUUCACAAAGCAUUACAUGUAAAGUAUAUGAUCAGCAAAGUGUAAUGCAACAUUAGAGAAAGUCAUAAAUCGCUCUAGAUGUCAUUUGCAAUCGUGUCAUUUGCAAAGUUUCAGAAAUUGUGCUUGCAAUUAUAUUAUAUAUUAUGUUUUAUAGUAUUAUAUUAUUCAUGCAUUGCCCUGCGAUGGAAUGGCACCCUGUCCAGGGUGUACCCCGCCUUGUGCCCGAUGCUCCCUGGGAUAGGCUCCAGGUUCCCCCACGACCCUGAAGAAGGAGUAAGCGGUAGAAGAUGGAUGGUCUUGUAAAUACUUUGACAUUAUUUUUAAUGUCAAAUGUAGGCUCCAUAUGAUAGAGGUUCUACACCAUGGUGAUAGCUUUGUGUAAGGACAUCUGUGUUUACGGUGUUUUGUUUCAUUUAUGUACAAAUCUAAAUCCUCCUCACUGAACUGGUUUGGGUGUAUUAUGUCACUGUCUGGUCUUUGUGAUGUUCAGGUUUCUGUUUCACUGGGUUAUAAACAUCUGAAUAAACACAGGAUCUUACAGUAGAUACAAUGUUGUUCUGGCCCUGUCCCAACUUUUUUUUAGAUGUGUUGCUUCCAUGAAAUUCAAAAUUUAUAAAAUCAUUGCAUUCUGUUUUUAUUUACAUUUUGCACAGCGUCCCAACAUUUUUGUUGAAUUGGGGAUGUAAAUAAAUCAGGCACGGCAGUUUUAUUGAUGGAGGUGGUGUUAAGACAAAGAUAAAAGUUAAAACCGUGUGUGAUGGGGUUUUUCUUAGUAAAUUGUGGUGAAAGUGUACUUAUUGGGUGGGAAAACCCUCAGAUUUAGUUUAAACAGCUGAACUAAUAGUGGACAACAGAGCCCUCUUGUGGCCAAAUCACAGUUGCAUUUCUAAAAAAAACUAAACAAAAAAAACCAAUACUGUAUUAAGGGGGAAAAAAGAAAUUUUCUUAGCCUAGAAAAUCAGUUAUGUGAGUGAGCACACAUUUCUUCCUCCCAGUACACGGCACGUAGUAUUGGGUUUUACUCACUUACCAAGCGGUUGUCCUUUGUUCUCGUUUUGUUUGAUGAUCUCUGACCUCGUUUAUAGUUUCUCGACUCUGAUUAUUGCUUCGCCCUGUUUAUGCCUGUUUGUCGAUCGCCUGACCUUUUGCAUGUUUCUGGACUACGUUUUUGGAUUACGAUUUGGAUUUGUUUGCCGUUGUCCCGUUUAAUAAAACUGUUAACUGCACAUGCAUCCGUCCUAAUCUCCCUUAGUCUCCCUUAUGACACCUUGGAGGCAGUGUGCCCACUGACACUGUUGCUGUUUGUACACUGUCCGUCUGACAUCCGAUAUCAUGACUUGUGGAUGGAGUGGAGAAUUGUUGUGAACCGUGGCCCUGCUGAGAUGUACUCUAAAAGAAAAGGGCAAAAUAAAGAUUUAAUUCCAUUUGAUGGAAAUGAAACAUUUAAACUAUUGAAGCUUAUGAAAUCAACAGACAAAGACACAAAACACAGACAGGUGCACACGGUUGAUACGGAUGGCUCUAAACAAAGACACGUAGUGCAUCUACCAUAGCCAUGUAGAUAAACUUUUGACCCCAGGACAACAAAGGUAAACAAA